Messenger RNA from Nylanderia fulva, 1901 nucleotides. Its product is annotated as A disintegrin and metalloproteinase with thrombospondin motifs like. Gene Ontology annotation, biological process: membrane protein ectodomain proteolysis. NCBI's taxonomy places the organism in Eukaryota, Metazoa, Arthropoda, Insecta, Hymenoptera, Formicidae. The record is from RefSeq and is a predicted model, not a curated record. Gene Ontology annotation, molecular function: metalloendopeptidase activity.
CAAAAGGAUAUUCGCCCAUAUCCAAGGCACCGCGCGAGAGAGAUCGCAGUUUUAAAUCAAUUUUAUUUAAUUUAAAGUGUACCUAUCGAUAUUAAUUGUUACUGGAAAAUUUUCUAAAUCGCGUUACUCGCGAUCCGUAUAUCGGUGAAAAAAUGCUUUUUGUAAUAUUUCUAUUGUGUCUGAGCGGGAUACCGUUCAUACAAUGCAAGCAGCUUCAUGAAUAUAUGACGCCGGACGAAGUAAUGUCCGUUUUUCACACCCCACCUCAGCUUGUGCCCCAGUACGAAGUAGUAUCCGUGUUACAUCGUUUGAAAAAGAGAUUAGGAAUCGGAGAUGAUGAACCCGAGGUGCAGCUGAAAGCAUUCAAUGAAAGUGUUAGAUUGUACUUGAAUCCUACGGAAGGUAUCCUCGCCAGUGAAAGUACACCCGUAUGGACCGUCACUUCCGAUCCGGAUGAACCCGAGGGGUUGCUGUAUAAGCAAGUACCUUCGGCUAUGAAAGCUAUGGGGAUACCCCUUCAAGAUAUAUACAGCAAGAGCGCAGUUGUACUAACACCUACUGAAAAUGGUCAGAUACAUUUGGAUGGAGUGCUGAACGAUUCGUAUGUCAUAAAAUCUCUGCCGCAUCGGGUUCUAAAUGAAGUCGUUUACGGAGGACAUAAUCUUUAUGAACCGCAUCAUUUAAAGGAUGUAACGAGCGAUGACGAAUUCGCUCAUACGCAUCAUCAUGUGGUGUACAAACUGCCUCCAUCGAGUCAAUACAAUGAUUUCAAGAUUGAAGAUUCUGUGAAUCACAGAGCAAAACGUGACUCUCCGCAAACUAUUUAUCCGGAAUGCCUAAUAGUAAUCGAUAACAAAUUAUACAAAUCACUUGGUGAAAAUAUCGAGAAGACUUUAAGAUACCUGCUCUCAUUUUGGAACGGAGUCGAUUUGAGAUAUCGUUUGUUAAACACGCCUAAAAUUCGAUUCAAUAUCGCAGGAAUAAUUAUAGGCUUAGAUGACCACGCAACUCCGUAUCUGGAAAAGAGUCGUUUCGAAGAUAAGGCCGUAGAUGCAGAUCUUGCUUUACGUGCUAUGGCAGAUUAUUUUUAUCGCGAAAGCAGAUUCCCAACAGAUUUCUACGACAUGGCGAUUGCUUUAACACCACUGGAUAUGUGCAAUAUGAUCACCGACGACUAUUGCGAUACGUCAACUUUAGGAUACGCGUAUGUAGCUGGUGCAUGCGACAGAAACGUAACGAAAAAAUCGUCCGAGGCUGUAGGAAUCGUCGAAGAUAAGGGUGGAUUUGGCGGAAUCAUCCCCACGGCUCACGAAAUCGGCCAUUUGAUAGGAGCGCGUCACGAUGGCAAUCCUAAGGGAGCUGGAGAUUGUCCACCUUUCGAUGGUUUCAUCAUGACCAGCGGACUUAUGUUACACGAGAACGGCUUCGAAUGGUCUCAAUGUAGCAUAAAUGCAUUCUACGAUUUUAUCAACGAAGAGAGAGCAAGAUGUCUUUACAACGAGCCUGCUUUAGGUAAAGAGGUGCCGCGUGAUUUACCCGGAAAAGUUUUAUCUUUAGACGAACAGUGCAGGGUCUUCGGAACACUGGCGUGCAAUAAAAAUGCUACUGAAGUUUGCACUCGCUUGGAGUGUCAAUAUCCUGGACAUGAAGGCUUUUGCACAGCAACGGCUCCAGCAGCGGAAGGCUCUCCAUGCGGAGAAGAUUUGUUCUGUUUGAAUGGCAAAUGUGUACUGGAAGGAACAAUGGUCAAGGAUCCGAAGAAGAAAUUACUCAAGAAAUUUAUGCCGAAAUUCAAUAUUCAAGUGAUCAAGAAAAUUCCGUGGAUUUCCGAUUUGAUGAAAAAACUGAAGGAGAGACUAAAGGCGAGACUGAAUAGGAGUUCAUAAAAAUAAAUAUACAUA